Molecule: messenger RNA, 1291 nt
Organism: Macadamia integrifolia
Lineage: Eukaryota; Viridiplantae; Streptophyta; Magnoliopsida; Proteales; Proteaceae
Product: GATA transcription factor 2-like
Exons: 2
Coding region: 194-1039 (281 amino acids)
Biological process (GO): regulation of DNA-templated transcription
Molecular function (GO): zinc ion binding; sequence-specific DNA binding
Source: RefSeq, a predicted model, not a curated record
GUGUGUGUGUGGGGGGGGGGGGGGUUAGAGCGGUGUGGUUCUUCCGUUUUUUGCUUUCUCUACCGACAGAAACGACUCCACAAAGAGCAGAAAGGGACUAAAAAACAUUUACUUUGUGUCUUGUAACUUUUGUUAACUUCUCUCUUUCGCUGUCAGCUCCUUUUGGUUGGUUCAACCUUAACUAUACUUGGCUAUGGACUUCUCUCGGAAUGUGCCAGUCUCCGGUGGCUUGCAGUCAGAACUGCCGCCGGAGCAGCUUAUGUCUCCGGCUCCCUCUUCGCUUGGGGGUUUUUCUGGUUCUUUGGACGACCUUUUCCCAGCUGAAAACACGGAAGGUGAUGUUGGCUUAGAAUGGCUCUCAAUAUUUGUAGAGGACUGCUUAUCCAGCAGUGGAAACUGUAUCCCAGCACCUAAAAGUACCCAAAACAACCAAAAGCCAAAAGCCUCAAAGCCCUUACAGAGAAACCAUCAUAACCCAUCUCUUCAUCAAGACUUUGUAAUCCCACCAGGCAAGGCCAGAAGCAAAAGGAAAAGAGCUACUGCAGCCCCUUUAAGCAAUUGGUCUCAUAUGGGAGUAUACCCACAAAACCAAAUCCUUCAUCUCAGCUCCUCAGAUCCUCCUCUACUCCGGCAAGCAUAUUGGUUAGCUGAUAGUGAACUCAUUCUGCCCAACAAGGUGAACAAUAGUAGUAACAGCAACACCUGUAUCAGCAGAAAAACAAGAGAUGGAGAGGAAAGAAGACAGGAGAAAGUGGAGGUGGUGGUGAGCAAGGAGAGCUCAGAGGGUGGUGGUAAUGUGGUUGUGCAGCCAAGGAGGUGCACUCAUUGUCUGUCUCAAAGGACACCACAGUGGAGGGCAGGUCCUCUAGGUCCCAAAACACUGUGCAAUGCAUGUGGGGUGAGGUUCAAGUCAGGCAGGUUGCUGCCUGAGUAUCGGCCAGCCAAGAGCCCCACCUUUGUGAGCUAUAAGCACUCCAACUCUCACAAGAAAGUGAUAGAGAUGAGGAUGUCUUUGCCCUCCUCUGUUCAUACUGAGUAGUAACAGUAGCGGUAUUAGUAUCAUUAAUUUCUUCUUUCUCCAUCUCCAUAUGUAAAGAUCAUCAGACUCAGUCCCCCCCCCCCCCCCUUUCUCUUGGAACAAGAUGGUUAUUAUAUUUAAUCUUACACCAGUUAAGCCCCAACCCUUCUUCCCCAAUGAAGCAGGAGAGUCCUAAAAGGGCAUUCUAUUUCGACUCAAAGAAUCAUUCCUGAUUAGUGUGGAUAAAUCUUUCUACUUCCAUUUUUACUGCUA